CCAGUCCAGACUGUGUUUUGCUGCAGUGAGCGGCAGCCGUGUGCAGAGAAGCGCGUGAAAAGGGGGGGGGGGAGUGAAAACAACAACAACAACAACAACAACAACACACGCAACAACAAGAAGGAGGAGGUUAAAAAGAAGAAGCGAGUAGGAAAAAGAGAAGUGGAGUAGGAGAAGAAGACGCAAAGGAGAGAGAGAGAGAGAGCGUCACGCGGGAGGGAAACGCGAACAGCGGACCUAAGUGGAGACAACGAGAGGCGGAACGUAACGGUAACUUCCAUCGGGACCUCUCCCAUCACUUCCUCCUUUGAGCUCUCCCCCUGGCCCACAAUUGGAAGCCAACGAGCGGGAUAUCCGAGCGACUGAGCAUGGCUUUCCCAUCAGCUCCGUUAUGGAUUGUCGGCGUAAUGACGCUACACUGUGCGGUUCGCAGCAACGUCGUUUUUGAUGACGACCCGCUGCAGCCCGUCACCUCGGACGAGACGGUUUCGGUGGGCGGAGCCGUCACGCUGACCUGCCGUGUUGCCGAGAGCGACAACUCGUCACUGCAGUGGUCCAACACGGCGCAGCAGACGCUCUACUUCGGCGAGAAGAGAGCGCUGCGAGACAACCGCAUCCAGCUGCACCGCUCCACGCCCACCGAGCUGUCCAUCAUCAUCUCUGAGGUGCAGCUGUCCGACGAGGGCGAGUACACCUGCUCCAUCUUCACCAUGCCCGUGCGCACCGCCCGUGCCACCGUCACUGUGCUAGGUGUUCCCGGUAAACCUCACAUCUCUGGCUUGGAGGAGCCCGUGCAGGAGGGCGGCACGGUCACCCUGACCUGCACCAGCACGGGCAGCAAGCCCCCCGCCAGGCUAAGAUGGUUCCGUGGGGACCUGGAACUCGAAGGCCGGCCAGACGUGGUGGAGUCGGUUCCGGAUGAGCCCACGUACAACGUGAGCAGCGAGCUGACGCUGGAGGUGAGCCGUGCCGACGACACCCAGGUGGUUACCUGCGCCGUGGACCACCCGUCGCUCGCCCCGGGUGACAAGAGAAGCGAGCAGUCCCUCCAAGUCUUGUAUUCCCCGAACGUUCAGAUCCUGCCCGAGAGCGAUUUACCUCGCGAGGGGGAGAAGUUUCACCUCGAGUGUUUGGGCAAUAGCAACCCUGAGCCGACAUCCUACAUUUGGGAGAAGAAGGACGGAGAGCUCCCUCCACUGGCCAAGGCCGAGGGCACUUUCCUGCGCUUCGAGGCGCUCAACAAGUCGGACAACGGCGUGUAUCUUUGCUUUGCAGACAACGGCAUAGGGAGCAGCGUCGGCGAGUACGCGCUGCUGGUGCAAGAUCCCAACGAACCCAUGGACUCCACAAGCUCUCCUCUUACUUCUACGCCCACGUUUUCUUCCCUGGUGACCGAUCCCACUUCCUCCCCUCCUGAACUUUCCUCCACUGGGUCCCCAUCUGAAACGCCGCCCACCGCCAGCACAACCGUUACUACUGCUGCCUCUACCGCACUUUCCAAUGACCUUUUCCCCGACUUGACUGUCAACCCUGACUCCUCUCCAUCGCCUUCACCUUUUUCCCCUUCCUCCCUGACUCCCUCAGUUUCCGACAGGCCGACCGGACAUGAGACCCUCACAGAUGCUGCAGAAAAUAUUGCAGACCCCACAGCCAUGUCGACGUCGUCAGGCGUGGACCACGCGGUGAUCGGCGGCGUGGUGGCCGUCAUCGUCUUCAUCCUGUUGUGCCUCCUCAUCGUCCUUGGGAGGUACCUCAUCAGACACAAAGGAACUUAUUUGACCCACGAAGCCAAAGGCUCAGACGAUGCCCCCGACGCUGACACGGCCAUCAUCAACGCCGAGGGUGGAAACUCCGGCGCCGAGGACAAGAAGGAGUACUUCAUCUAGGGAGGAAGAAGAUAAGGGAGGAGGAGAAGGAGGAAAGAACAAUCUUUUAUUUUGUUUUCACCACACUCAGUUGGUAGAGAGAGGAGGAAAGUAGGGGGGUGAGGACUUUGUUUGCAUCGAUACAGGGAUGUGAGAUUUGCACUGACACACAUACACACACAUACACACACACAACAUACGCGCACACAACGACUUACUAACAUUUUAUUGCUACGUUUUGAUCCCGGCGUUCCGUUUUCUAACCAGCUCCAAAAUUGUAACUCACAUUCCGACUACCUUCACGAGCCUCUUCCCACAUUAACCCCACACCCACUCCGAGAAAAUCCUUAACUACCUGCAUCCCCCCCCCCCCCAAAAAAAAAUGGUACGAGCCACCGUGCUUCCCCCCCCAGCCGUCGGCCCCUCCACCAACACUACACACAUGUAUACGUAUAAAUAUAUAUAUAAAUAUAUGUAUAAAUAUAAGCAUUCUUUUUACUGGACGGAACUGGUGUCGGGUGUGUGCGCUGUAAAUACAAAAAGGGGAAAAGGAAGAAAAAAAAACACUCUCCUCGUUAAUGUAUCUCACCUCCUUCAAUACUCUUAUUGCCUGUUUUUAUUACAUGCGUGCAGAGUAUCUGAAAAGGGAAAAAAUUGAAAAUAAAUGUAACAAUAAUAAUGAGUACCAACAAUGGCAUUGCAAUGUAAACUAACUUCAAAUGCAAAUAUUUGUAUUGUUUUGUUCUUGUUGUAAUUAAUUAUUUUUGUUUGUUUUUUACGAAGGAGGGUUGGGGCCUCACUGAAAGGAAAAAUUAUAUAAUUCUGCUGUGAAAAUAAAGUCUGACAUUUUCAAGAAAAAGUUGUAAUUUUGGGGGAAGAUAAAAUAUUACAAAAUUAAAGCACAUUAAAAAAAUACAUGAACAAAAUUGUAUUGUUCUGAGAAUAAAAUCUAGAAAAAAAUAUUAUUCUUUUAACCCCAGGGGGAAAAAAACAACUUCAUACUCCAAAAAUAGGAAUAAAGUUGUAACUCUUUCCGAUAAAAUGAAUUUCAAAAAACAACAAAUACAAAACAAAAAAUGCAUAAAUAUGUAUUUUUUAAAUAAAGUUAUUUCCAUUUAAAUUGUAAUUUGACAUUUCUUUUACCAAAAUUAAAUGUGAUUCAAUUUAGAAUAUGUGUGUAUAUAUAUAUAUAUAUAUAUAUAUAUAUAUACACACACACACACACACACACACACACACACAACAAGAAACAAAGCAAAAAAUGUUUUAAAGAGAUGAAAAGUUCAUAUCCAUAAAAAUCUUAUUUUUUAAUUCCAAUUUACAAUAUACACUUGUUCUCAAUAACUUUAUUCUCGUAAUAUUAUGAUGAUUUCUAUAAAAUAAAAAAACAAGACUAUCUCAAAUAGAAUAUAAAUAAUUUCAUAAUCUUUUGAGAAUGAAGUAAUACAUUUUAGAGAAAAGAUUUUAAUAGAAUGUAAUAAAAUAGCAUUUGUCUCAAGAAAAAAUACAACUUUUCCUUUGGGAAAAAAAAACCAUGACUUUAUAUCCUGAGAUAUAUUUUUCUCUUUUCAGUGUGGCCAUUACACCCUUAAAACAUUUUCAGGAUGUGUGAGAGUUGCGUCUUUUUUUUUUUCUUUCUUUUUUUUGGUCAAGUGUUUACAGUCUUCACUUCGCCCAAAUAAACCAAACUGUAGCGAAAAAUUCACUCAUUCAUUUACUUGCAUUAAACCAGGGGUGUCUAAACCGGAUAUUAUACGUACAUGAUGCACAAUAGAAACAAUCAUAGAGAUUUCAAAAUCAUCCACACAGUCAAAAAGCAUCCAACACAUGCUUGGUCACACACAGGCAGAUAUGACUGCCUGUAAUACAAUUUUUCCUUCAGUGUUAUUCAUCAUAACCGACACUUUGCACAAUAGAAAUAAACAGAAUGACUAGAAAUAAUCCACAGAGUUAAAAAAAAAAAAAAAAAAAGUUUGAUUGUAGACAAGUCACAUGAUUAUGCAAUCGCAACUCUGGCAAUUCAUGAGCACCACCACCUGGCACAAUAGAAAUAAACUGAGGGACUAGUUGUAAUUCACAGAGUAAAGAAACAAGUCCACCAUACACUUCAUCACACACAGGCAGAUACACACGCCUCCUGUAACUAUCUCUUUCCCUCAAAAUUACUAUGAUAACUAAAAUAACCACUACCUUGUACAAUAGAAAUUAACUGAACCAUGAGAAAUAAUCCACAAAGUGAAAAAAAAAGUCACACGGGCAUAUCCAUGAACAAUAUCAUAUCAUUAAUUUGAUGGGUCCUUUUGCCUUUUGUUCCUGAUGACCGCCACCUUGCGCAAUAGAAAUAACCAGAACCAUUUUAAAUAAUCCACAGAGUAAAGAACAAAAGAGGAUCAUACCACACUUUGUCAUGCACAGGAAGAUGCAUGACCCUUUAAUAUGAUCUUUCCUCGUUAAUUAUUCAUAAUAACCACUAUCUUCCACAAUAGAAAUAAACUGAACCACUACAAAUAAAAGUAAAAAAGGUUGCACAGCCAUAUUUGUGCGCAUUAUAGGCGCAUCAUAUCAUUAAAUUAAUUGCUCCUCUUGCCAGUUAUUACUUAUAACUGUCACCUUGCAAAAUUUAAAUAACCAGAAGCACUUGAAAUAAUCCACAGAGUGAAAAACAAAUCCACACUUUGCUUUGUCAUGCACAGGAAGAUGCAUUCCCCUUGUAUGUUUCUUGUUAAUUAUUCAUGAUAACCACUACCUUGCACAAUAGAAAUAAACUGAACCACUUCAAAUAAUCCAAAAAUAAAAAAAAAACUUUGUAUAGUCAUGCAAUAUAGACAUACCAUAUGAUCAAUGUGAUCGCUCUCGUGACACUUAUUCCUGAUAACCACCACCUUGCGCAAUAGGAAUAAUCAGACACACUCAAAAUAAUCCACAGAGUAAAGUCCACAACACACUUAGUUACACACAAGCAAACCGUAUUCCUCCUGUAAUAUGAUCUUUCCUUGACAGUUACUCAUGAUAACCACUACCUUGCACGGUGGAAAUAACUGAGCUACUUGAAAUAAUCUAAUCCACAUUGUCAAAAAACAAGUUCAGGCAACACUUGGUUAUGGAGGCGGAUUGUGUGCCCCUUUAAUGUGUUCUUUCCUUGUAAAUUAAUCAUGAUAACCACUACCUUGCACAAUAUAAAUAAACUUGAACCACUAGAAAUAAUUCAUAUAGUCAAAACAAAGUCAUAUAGUCAAAACAAAGUCCACAACAGGUUAUAUAUUGGUUAUAAUUCUCUCUUUGCCAGUCACUUCAACCACUUCAAAUAAUCCACAUUCACAAAUCCUAGACUUUAAACACCCUUGUUUUAAGAUCAUUGUUACACCCCGGCGAAAGAUUCCCGUAAAUGGGGAAUGUUGGCUCGGGCCCACAUGUGGAAACGGAUGGCAAUCUGGCUAAGAGGUUGCGGGCACCUCAUCCCGACCUUGCAGCGGGCUCUGUGCCAACCCUGCACUCCGAGCCCCAAAGUCACUGAACAACUUUAAUGACCUCGUCUUCUUCUUCUUCUGGCCGAUGCGCUCGUCCAUUUCUUUUCAUUCUUUAAUCAAUCAGCCCCGUCUGCGUCCUCAUCUACCUUCUUGCCCCCUCACCCGCACUCUCUAUAUAUGUGAUUGAUGUGCCAUUUCCUGGCAGGAUGCCGCCCCUCCUCUUUAUAAACUCUACUGUGGACAAAGGUAUUGGGACACCUUUUCUUUUUUUUUUGGUUUUCAUUUUUUGGGGGACAAUUUUAAGAUACUGUAAAGGCAUGCUUGAGCGAGUUUAGUGUGGAAGAAAAAGCUAAAAUAAUUCACAUCACAUCUUGUAGAAAGUCUUCUGGAGAGAGGUGAAGCGUCACAGUGCAAUCGUCACAGUGUGGCAAUACAUUUGGCCACAUUUGUCUUUACUUUUUCACUUCCACAUUUUCACAAGGUCCAAAUGCUUUUGUCCAAGCUCCACAUUUUCACUUCUUGUAGGUGUCACUUUUCCUCUUGAAGAGUGCAUCCAAAAAUCCACAUUUUCUUCAAUUUGGUGUCCCAAUACCUUUGUCCAAAUUCCACAUUUUUCACAUCCUGUAAGUGUCCCAAUACGUUUGUACAAGCGCCACAUUUUCACUGUCACUUCCUGUAGGGGGUCCCAACGCGUUUGUCCAAAUUCCACAUUUUCUUCAACUUGGUGUCCCAAUAGUUUUGUCCACACUCCUCAUUUUUCACAAUGUCAUUUCCUUUACUUCUGUCCAACCUGCGCAUUUUCUUCAAGUUGCUGCCCCAAUAUUUGUUCCCAAAUUCCACAUGUUGAUGUUGUGUAGGUGUCCCUAUACUUCUGCGCAAAUUCCUGUCCCAUUACUUUUGACCAAGCGCCACAUUUUCAGAUCGUCACUUCCUGUAGGUGUCCAAAUACAUUUGUCCACGUUCCACAUUUUCACAGUGUCACUUCCAGUGGGUGUCCCAAUACUUUUCACCAUAUGGUGGUUGUAUUUUUUUUGUUCAGGGAUUCUUUUUUCAUUUUCCAGUAACCCUCAUUUCCCCCUUUUCUCGUUAGCCCCUUUCACACUGUCUGCCAAAGUGUUUGCAGUUUUCCAAGUAAAAGGUAUCACUGACUGCGAAUUUUCAAGCUUUGGGGAUAGUAUCAGAGGCGUAACAGAGGCGGGACCGCGACUAUGUGAAAUGAAAUUCUGCAGGGAUGUUGAAAGCAAUGCUGCCGUUACUGUGUUCCGUGUGAAAGCCAGCUUUUUCCGAGUCUCAGUGUUUUUCUGUGUGAAAGCUACCAACGUAGACUGCUCAUUUCCUAACUGCCUGUCAACGCUGGCUUUUUUUCCCGUGGGUUUGCUGUUUUCUGUUUGAAAACUACUGACACCUACCACUGAUUUCCUGGCUUUGGAGGUAGUACCAUAGGCGGAAUGCUGCUUUUGUGAAAGAGUAUACCGUAGGCGAAAUGGAUGCUGUGUUUAUGUGUGAAAUCACACAGUUGCCCUGCAAUUUCCCACAUUCACAUGAAACCAAGGAAAGCUCCCCGUGUUUGCUGUUUUCUGUGUGAAAAUGGACCGCUAAUUUCCAGCUUCAGCGGUACAAUCACAGGCGUUACAGAUGGCGACUGUGUAAAAUGGAUGCUGUGUUACUGUAUAAAAGUGCAGACAGUUGAAAUUUCACACGAAACCCAGGCAAGAUCACAGUGCUUGCUGUUUUUGGUGUUACCAACACAGGCUGCGAAAUUCCCAGCUGCCUGCCAAAACUGGCAUUUUUUUUCACCUCUUGUUUUCUGUGUGAAAGGUAACAACACAACUGCAGAUUUUCAGACUGCCUGUCAAUGCUGUUUUUUUUUUUUUUUACCCAUGUUUGCUGUUUUCACUGUGAAAGGCACCGUCAGUGAAUGUUUAUUUCCCAGCUGCCUGCCAAUGCCGGCUUUUCCUCUGUGUUUGCUGUUUUCAAUGGGAAAGCUAGGACACAAACUGCAAAUUUCCCGAAUGGCUGUCAACGUCGUUUUUUUGCCCUAGCCUACCUAGCGUGCUAACAUAUAUUAAGCUAACCACUACAACCAAGGCAUACAAAGUCAAAAUUCAGGCGAUUUGUAGCAAUUUAAGCAGAAUGUGACGAGAACUGACUUUAUUUUUUUCCCAACUUCGCUGGCAUCUGCAGACCAGAGGAGCCGCUGUUGUCCCACGCCCGAGUUGAAACGCCAAGAAGAAGAAUUAGCUGCGUCUUGCUACCCAAAAGAAAGUGUCGUUUUGCAAUAUGUAUAUAUAUAUAUAUAUAUAUAUAUAUAUAUAUAUAUAUAUAUAACACAGCAGACUUAUAUUUGCCUGUAAUCAGUCGUCCUGUCUUUUGUCUUAGCUUAUGUGCUAGCAUGUAGCUUGCAUGAGAACCAGUGGGGUGGUGUGUAGUGUAGCGUGUGCGGGACCAAAUUUACACCGUCCUUUGGUCUGCAGACGCAGUUCUGAAAAUAAGUGGUUGUUGUUUUUUUUUUAGCAUUACAUUAUGUCAUACAAUCAAUAAUCAUUCCUUUUAUCUUGUUUUGUUGUUGUUUAGAUGUUUCGAAACUUGUACGUAGACUUUUUUUUUGUAUAUAGUAUUUCAUAUCAUGACGUAUGUUGAUUGGAUGAAUGAUGAUGAUGUCACCAAACCGCAUGCUGUGGUUGGCUCUUGUGUUCAAAUUGUACUUAUUUUACUUUUUUUUCUUUAGUUGCUUUUUUGUUUGUUAAAAUUACAGUUUUUGGUUGUUGACUUCAAUAAAGAUGCAGUUGGGUUGAUUUCA
Molecule: messenger RNA, 8132 nt
Organism: Phyllopteryx taeniolatus (common seadragon)
Lineage: Eukaryota; Metazoa; Chordata; Actinopteri; Syngnathiformes; Syngnathidae
Gene: cadm3
Product: cell adhesion molecule 3
Exons: 12
Coding region: 369-1886 (505 amino acids)
Biological process (GO): homophilic cell-cell adhesion
Cellular component (GO): presynaptic membrane
Source: RefSeq, a predicted model, not a curated record